GCUAAGUUGUGCGGCGCUCGGUCGGGGACUUAAUUUACAGGCUGUGGAAGAGCUCCCAGAGUACGUCGAGUCCCGGAAGCGCUUUACCGGCUCGUUCAGGCACAGCACGUUUACCGGAUACUAUCGGUUCAAGAGAUUCUAAACGACUGCGAGCCGAGGAGGGAGAUAGAGAACGAUGAGCGUUGGUACUGCGGUGCUGGUACGGUAGUGGUCCUCCACGCCCCCUGGGCCCGCGACAACCGCCGACAUGCUCAUAGAAAAUGUGGAAGCCUUCAAGACGUGGCUAGCCAGGUUACUGGAUCCUAUAUGUGAGGCUGACCCCUCAGCGCUGGCAAACUAUGUUAUAGCUCUGGUAAAGAAAGACAAAUCGGAAAAGGAGUUGAAGGCCAUAUGCGCUGAUCAGCUGGAUGUUUUUCUACAGAAAGAAACAAAUGGGUUUGUGGACAAGCUGUUUGAAUGUUUGCACACCAAGAACUACCUUCCUCAGGAUGAGGUGUUCAAACCAGAGAUGAAGCAAGAAAGAGAGGAAGUCAAGGAGGACGUGCCUGAAAGAAGACACAUGGCUGUGCCGCCAAUUGCUUUGGAAAACUUUGAGGAGGAGCGCAGCGACAGAAAAAAGAAGCACCCAAGUCCCCAAAGGAACCGCUCUGAUUCUAACGAGAGAAGAACAAGAGACAAAAAGAGGGAUGAUGGGAAAUGGAGGGACUAUGAUCGGCACAGAGACAAGUACGACUGGCGGAGAGGAAGGAGCAAAAGUCCCGUUAAAAGCAAGCCUACAAACAGGAGUCGGAGCCGCAGCAGGGGAAGAAGCAGGGACCGGGAAUCUGCCAGGAGUCAGAGAGGCGCCAAAGGAAAUAUGGCACAACAGCCCGGCUCGCUAAAUCAGCAUCGCGAGAGGCAGAAGUUUGAAUGCGAAAGGAAUGAUAUGGAGUCUGUGUAUACGCCAUCUUCCCAGCCGGUGUCGAACUCAUCGGAGCCGCAGUAUUCCUCUGGUGGGCAAGCUAUCCCCAGCACUGUUACAGUCAUCGCACCUGCUCACCACCCAGAGAGCACAACAGAGAUCUGGUCUAAUUACUAUAACAACCACAACCCUCCCAACUCGUUUGCCAGAAACCCACCUCCUAAACGACGCUGCAGAGACUAUGAUGAAAGAGGGUUUUGUGUCCUUGGGGAUCUAUGCCAGUUUGAUCAUGGAAAUGAUCCCUUGGUUGUUGAUGAAGUGUCUUUGCCCAGUAUGAUUCCCUUCCCUCCUCCCCCUGGACUUCCACCCCCUGGUAUCUUGAUGCCUCCCAUCCCUGGCCCCCACAACAUGAGACUACCUGUCCCUCGACCAAUCAGCCAGCCGCCACCUCCUCCUAUUCUCCCCGCAACAAGAUUACCAUUAACACAUUCAAAUAUGCUAAAUAACCGAGAGCAGCAAGGAACCAACACUGUUCCCAGCCUUGCACCAGUAGGAGGAACAUUACCUCCUCCCUUACCUCCUCAAAACCUGCAUUACUCUGUAUCAGAACAUACGUAUGAGCCUGACGGCUACAAUCCCGAAGCCCCUAGUCUUACAAACACUGGUAGAACGGCAUACAGGCAGUUCUUUACACGGACGCAGACUCAGAGGCCAAACUUGAUUGGAUUGACCUCGGGCGAUAUGGAUACACCACCAAGAGCCGCUAAUAUUGUGAUCCAGACAGAACCUCCUCCACCAGUUCCUGCAAAUAGCAACGUCAACAGAGUGGUUGUCGAACCAGACCGAAAAAGAACUUUAGACUCUAACGACGGGCCUUAUGCAAAGAAGCAAUGGAUACAAGGCAACAACAACCACAAUAAAAUAGGAUUCGUAAAGAAGAUACAGUACACAAACACAAAACUUGAAGUCCGCAAAAUCCCUCAGGACCUGAACAAUAUUACGAAGCUGAAUGAGCACUUCAGCAAAUUUGGUACCAUUGUAAAUAUACAGGUUGCUUUUCAAGGAGACCCAGAAGGUGCUCUUAUCCAGUACUUGACCAACGAAGAAGCCAGGCGAGCGAUAUCAAGCACAGAAGCCGUUUUGAAUAACCGAUUUAUCCGGGUCCUCUGGCAUAGAGAAAACCAUGACCAGCAGACAGGACAGCACCAACAUACCCCGCACCCGGCACAAUCUGCCCAGUCAUCUCUAACGUCCGCUGGGCAAGGACACCUGGCAAAGGUGAUGUCCAAACCUCCCAACCACGGUUCUUAUGUCUUGAACAAUUUACCUGUAAAACAUCGCCUUGGACCAACAGGAAGCAGUCAGCCAGAUGCACAGUACCUGGCACCAAACCAAACUAGCUCUGGGGAGGAUAGUCAAACUUUGCCACCUUCCACCAGUCACACAAAAAUGGUUUACAGUUCUACAAAUGUAAAGUCUGCAAACAAACCUUUAACUGGCUCAAAAACCGUGGAUGUGCAAGAUACAUUCAAAAAGAAGCAGGAAGCUUUAAAACUCCAGCAAGAUAUGAGGAAGAAAAAGCAAGAAAUGUUGGAGAAACGUAUUGAGUACCAAAAGAUGUUGAUAUCAAGGCUAGAAAAAAACAAAACCAUGAAAGCAGAGGAAAGAAAUGAGAUCAUGAAAACAUUAAAGGAACUGGAUGAAAAGAUCUCUCAGGCCAAAGAUGAACUGAAGACCUUGGCUGCUCCAUCAAAAGUGAGAUCUAAAACAGAAGCACAAAAAGAGCUUUUAGAUGCAGAGAUGGACUUCCACAAAAGACUGUCCUCGGGAGAAGAUACAACAGAACUGCGGAAAAAGCUCAACCAACUACAAGUUGAAGCUGCUCGGUUAGGGAUACUUCCUACUGGCCGUGGGGGCAAGAUGUUAACCACUCAAUCCCGAGGAAGGGGACGGGGAGGACGGGGGAGAGCCCCACAAAGUCAUAUGGUUGUUGAUCACCGACCCAAAACAAUAUCAGUCACAGGAUUCUAUGAGACGGAAAAAGAAGAGUUGCUCCAACAUUUUGCUAAGUUUGGUGAAGUUGAAGACAUGAAUGAGGAAGAAUUUCCACCAAGCUUAAUUUUAACCUUCAAGACAAGGCAAGAAGCUGAAAAUGCUGCUAACCAAGGUUCAAAGUUUAAAGGACGAAAACUUCAGGUGUCCUGGCAUAAACCUAAGACGCCAUCCAUAAUAACAGAAGUUGAGGAGGAAGAACCCAAGGAAGAAGAAACGGACGCCUCCGAUCCAUUUCUUCACGAAGAUGAUGAUGAGGACGAGGAUGAAGAUGAGUCUCGCUCGUGGAGGAGAUGAGAACCAACAAAAA
This is a messenger RNA of Spea bombifrons (plains spadefoot toad), 3263 nucleotides long. It is a transcript of the gene RBM27, whose product is annotated as RNA binding motif protein 27. The transcript is spliced from 21 exons. Bases 248 to 3250 code for a protein of 1000 amino acids. Lineage: Eukaryota; Metazoa; Chordata; Amphibia; Anura; Pelobatidae. The record is from RefSeq and is a predicted model, not a curated record. Gene Ontology annotation, biological process: mRNA processing. Gene Ontology annotation, cellular component: nucleus. Gene Ontology annotation, molecular function: metal ion binding; RNA binding.